GAUAAGGAGCCCGACUGCGAACAACAGCGCUAUGCCGGCAAAUGCAGCACCCAGCUGUUUCAAGGCCUCCACACCUGCAUGGCAUCAUGCGCCUUGUGUCCUGCUCUGGAGCUGGCGGUUCGAACCUCCCUCAACCUCACCUCGCAGCAACUGGAGAUCCAAAUUACGGCAACGACCAACUCCGCAACCCCAACCAAAUCCACGACCUCUACAACCAAACCCAACGCCGCCAACGACGAUGCCGGCUGCUUCGACGCAGCCGAUGCGUGUGACCAGUGGGCCCGCAGUGACCCACGGGUCUGCCAGCGCCUGCUGGCCGGGCAGGACCUGCAGCGCUGGUGGUGGGUGGCGGUAGCGUGCAGGCGCACGUGCGGGCUGUGCGGUGAGGACGGCAGCAGCAGCACUCCUACCACCACAGCUGCCGCAUCCUCAUCUGAACUCCGCAAGAAGGAGGAGGAGGAGGAGCAGAAUGAGGGCGGAGCGAAGGCAGCAGCAGCGGAGGAGGGGGGUGGAGGGGCAGCAGGCGUCCCUAUGUUGGACGCGGGGAUCCGGGCGCGGGUGCAUGUGCAGGUUGGGGAGGGUGCGGACGGCUCUCCGCGUGUGGCGGUGUUUGAGGAGGUGCCCCCGCAGCCGGGGGCGUGUGUGGAUAAGCAGGCCGGGUGCCGUGAGUGGGCUGCGGGUGGCGAGUGCGGCGGCAAUCCGGGCUUCAUGUCCGCCGCCUGCCCCGCCGCCUGCCACACCUGCCCGCAGAGGGUCAACCUGCCGCACCCCCUGGCGCGGGUGCGGCUGAGCAACGGUGUCCUGAUGCCGGCGGUGGGGUACGGGUGCGCGGGGCUGGGUGAGGCCACCCGCACCACGGUGGGCUGGGCGCUGCGGGCGGGGUACCGCCACCUGGACAGCGCGCAGGCCCGCGAGUGGUACCGGGAGGACCUGGUGGGGGAGGCUAUGUGGGACUUCAUAGCAGCAGCGGGGGCAGGGGGAGGAGGAGCCGUGCGGAGAGAGGACAUCUUUGUCACCUCCAAGCUGCACCCCCGCCACCUGGGCUACGAAACCACCCUGCGCCAGUUCAACGAGUCGCUCAAGGACCUGCGCUCCCCCUACGUGGACCUCUUCCUGCUGCACUACGCCGAGUGCUGGGGCGGUCUGUGCGGCGGGGCGGUGCCGGCGGGGGACUUCCUGGACAGCUGGCGGGCGCUGGAGGAGCUGUACGGCAGGGGGCUGGUGCGGGCAAUUGGUGUGAGCAACUUCUCACCCGAGCAGCUGAAACGCUUGCUGGCAGCCGCCCGAGUACGGCCUGCCGUACUGCAAACACACGUGGACCCCCUGGAGCCGGCGGUUGACCUGCAGACGCUUUGCCGUACAGAGGGCAUCACCCUCACCGCGUACAGCACCCUAGGCACGCAGUACGGCGGUGGAGGGGGCGGCGGGAAUCCUGUUUUAGGGCACCCUGUGUUGAAGGCGGUGGGGGCUGAGGCGGGAGGACGCAGUGCGGCCGCGGUGUCGCUGCGUUGGGCGCUGCAGCAAGGUUUGGUGGUGCUGCCUCGGUCGUCGAAUGAGGGCAGGAUCCGGGAUAAUUUGAAACUGUUUGACUGGGAGCUGUCGGAGGCGCAGAUGCGGCGGCUUGUGGGGCUGCGACCCAUGAAGGAGGGGGAGACGUAAGGUAGGGGAUGUGUAGCUGUUGCCGUGAUCACUGCGGAACAGGUGCUUGGUGAUUACCUGUUAAGUGGAACAGUAUACCAUGAUAAAGGGUCUCGGGCGAUAUUUGACGUUUAACGGGCUUUCCUUGUGCUUCUGGCGUGCCGAGUUAGGUGGGUAGCUUCGCAGCAUACAUGCGCAUGCUUGGGCAUGUUGAGGACGAUACGAAUUUGUACAUGGCAUCAUUAUGACCUGUAAUGGAUGCAAAAGUCCUAAGGAAGGCUGUAGGGCGCCACAGGGCCUUGUCCCUGCUGCCUUGCCGUAGGGAGGACAAGCUUUAUUAAUUGGGUGGUGUGCGCGAGAGGCUGAUUGGCUUAGUGUAGCGCCAUACUUGCAACUAUGGCUUGUCGUGUUGAAGCCGAUCGCACUUUGCAAGUCAAGCCGGUGGUUAGGGUUGGUAGUAGUACGGAGCGACCUUCGAGACGGCAGCCCGGGCUAAGCAAAUACUGGAUCAUAUGCUCGCAAGCUAUCUCUACCACAUAUCUGUUCUUCAUUAACCUAUCAUUCUAUUGAGUCUUCCCGCUCCAUCGUCCUUUACCAUGGCGGGUGUUGGCAAAACUGCGAACACAUCCGGGCAAGAACUGGAUCCGGGGCAGCUAGCAAGAGACCCCGAGAAGAUAAAAAUCUUAAUGAGGCGGGACCCCAAAUUCAUCACGCGCAUGAUUGCGCAACUUGACAAAAGCAUGCACAAUUUCAUGCUACAAAAGCAUAAGCGCAAGGAAGAGAUGGAAGCCGCUCAGAGAGAGAUCGACCAAAUUAACGAGACGAUACAAUCACACAUCACACCCAACCUGGAUCGAUUAAAAGUGUCCAUCAAGUCUAAACGGGAGCUCCGAGACCACCUAACAAAGCAGAUCGACGUAGAAAUGGGCAAUGUUCGCAAUCUGGAAGCGGAGGCGCGGGCACUCAUCCAGAAAACCCGGCACACAGCCGGGAAGAUUGUGCGCACGACGGCAGUCCAGCGGUUAGAGGAGGCUCGCGGCUUCAGCGUUACAACACCCACCACCAAACUGCUCAAGGGAGGUCCACCUAGCGGCACCAGCGGCAGUGCCGCCACCGCUGGUGCCACCUCCGCCAGCACCGCCGUCGCCAGUGCCGCCGCCGCAAAGGGAGCCCCCACCGGACCCGGCGGCGCCGCCACUGGCAGCAGCGGCGCUAACGCUGGCGUCCCCGGUGCCUCUGGAGCGAGCAUUACGCUAGGUGCCAGCGCUGCAAGCGGCGCAACCGGUACCGCCGCCGCCGGCGGCGCCGCGCCCGGGACUACCGGCAGCAGCGCCAGUGCCGCCGGGAAAGGAGGCGCCGCAGCCCCCAAGCCAGCAAGUCCCAAGCAGCCCCCCAAGCCGGCCAGCCCUAAACCUGCUGCGCCCAAGCCGGCCAGCCCCGCUAAAGCAGGCAGUGCCGCCGCGGCUGCCAAGCCGGCAAGUCCCAAGCGAGGGGCGUCGUGAGGGUGGAGCCGCAGCACCCCGGCGUGUAAAGCUGGCAGCGAGUGGAGGACGCAUGCUGGCAUGCAGGGUUGGGGGCUGGAUGGCUGGAUGGCCUAGGAUGUAUGGGGUUAGGCAUGAGUUAUAGGCACGGUGUUACAGCAUGAGGCACGACUAAGGAACGAGGAGCGAACCUCUGGUCUAGCGAACGCAUGAGAGGCAGGAUAGGGGUAGAGACGUGCAUGAGCGGGUAGCGGGUAGCUAGGUAGGAGGACAUGGAGCCAAGCAUGUGGCGUAGGGGGGGAGAGUAGUGGCGCCAUGCAAUGGGGGCGCAUGUUAUACCAGGAGGACUGCAUGUCGGCCGUCCCUGCAGCUUUAGCUGUUAGGGGUUCCUUGGUCUUGAGCGAACGCGCCGGCAUUUCGUCUUUAAUGCACGGCCUUAAAAGCUGGACAUAUCAGGGUGUGAUCCUCACACGCAAUGGUAAAUGUGGGUCAAGCUCCUGGGCGCCCGGAGGCAUUUGUAA
Messenger RNA from Astrephomene gubernaculifera, 3640 nucleotides. Lineage: Eukaryota; Viridiplantae; Chlorophyta; Chlorophyceae; Chlamydomonadales; Astrephomenaceae. The record is from the annotation of a GenBank genome assembly.